AUGGCAUUAUUAGAAAGCUUACAACAGCAACAGCAACAACCACCGCCAUUAACCUCAUCAACAGACGCUGUUCCUACUGCUCAAACCCCGGAGAAGCAAGGGCUUUGGAGCACUGUUACUUCCAACCCUUUGUUUUCAGCUGGUUUCGGUUUAAUGGGUGUAGGAGCAGGUCUUACGCUUUUACGUAAAGGAAGUAUGCUUGGAGCCAGUGCACUUCGUCGCAGACUCUUGGUUACGCUUGAAAUCCCCUCCAAAGACAAAUCUUACCUCUGGUUUCUUCAAUGGAUGUCGCAUCAAGCACCCAAAAGACAAGUACAGCAUUUAUCUGUGGAAACAAGCUAUCGCCAACAUGAUAAUGGAAGUGUCAGCACAAAAUUUGGUCUAGUGCCAGGACCUGGUACACACUUCUUCAAAUGGCGUAAUAUCUGGAUGCAGGUUCAAAGACAAAGAGAUGGAAAAAUGAUGGAUUUAUCAACUGGAUCACCAUGGGAGACAAUUACUAUUACAACGUUGAGCAGAGACAGACAUGUGUUCAAGGAGUUGCUCCAUGAAGCACAGGAGAUGGCAUUGAAGAAGCAAGAAGGCAAGACAGUGCUUUACACCUCUUAUGGACCUGAAUGGAGGCCCUUUGGUAUGCCUAGAAAAAGACGUAUGCUAGAAUCAGUCAUCUUGGACAAGGGGAUCAAACAACGUAUCGUUGAAGAUGUCAAGGCUUUCAUUGGCAAUGGAAAAUGGUAUAACGAAAGAGGUAUCCCUUAUAGAAGAGGUUAUCUGUUAUAUGGUCCACCUGGAAGUGGUAAAAGUAGUUUUAUCCAAGCCUUGGCUGGUCAACUUGAAUACAACAUUUGUAUACUCAAUUUAUCCGAGAGAGGAUUAACAGACGAUCGACUGAACCAUUUACUAAGCAAUGUGCCCGAGCGUAGUAUCAUGUUAUUAGAGGAUAUCGAUGCGGCAUUCACCAAGCGAUCUCAAUCUGAUAACCAAGGAUACCAAUCAAUGAUCACAUUCAGUGGCCUUUUAAAUGCAUUAGACGGUGUAGCAUCAGCGGAAGAGAGAAUUAUAUUCCUUACAACCAAUCAUGUAGAAAAAUUGGAUCCUGCCUUGAUUCGACCUGGCAGAAUUGAUAUGAAGGAAUAUCUCGGAAAUGCCACAGAUUAUCAAAUCAGACAAAUGUUCUUGAGAUUUUACGAAGACGAGACAUUAGCAGAUCAGUUUGUCGAAAAGCUUCGAGGAAAAGACAUCAGCACAGCUAGUUUGCAAGGCCAUUUUGUGUAUUAUAAAGAUAAACCCAAAGAAGCUGUUGAUCAAGCUGAUUCCUUGUGGAAUCAGUUGUAA
Molecule: messenger RNA, 1335 nt
Organism: Mucor velutinosus
Lineage: Eukaryota; Fungi; Mucoromycota; Mucoromycetes; Mucorales; Mucoraceae
Product: TLDc domain-containing protein
Exons: 2
Coding region: 1-1335 (444 amino acids)
Biological process (GO): protein insertion into mitochondrial inner membrane from matrix; mitochondrial respiratory chain complex III assembly
Cellular component (GO): mitochondrial inner membrane
Molecular function (GO): ATP binding; ATP hydrolysis activity
Source: RefSeq, a predicted model, not a curated record